Messenger RNA from Aedes aegypti (yellow fever mosquito), 978 nucleotides. Its product is annotated as transmembrane protease serine 11D. Gene Ontology annotation, molecular function: serine-type endopeptidase activity. The coding region runs from base 46 to 936 and encodes 296 amino acids. The transcript has 2 exons. Lineage: Eukaryota; Metazoa; Arthropoda; Insecta; Diptera; Culicidae. Gene Ontology annotation, biological process: proteolysis. The record is from RefSeq and is a predicted model, not a curated record.
GGCCUGUGGCUACUGAUUCGAUAUCUCCUGCCGAUGGGACAUUGAAUGAAGGUUUGGACCACUCGUCUAGCUUUGCAUCAGUCGCAUUCGAAAAGUAGCGCAAACAUGAAGCUGCUCGUGGUGAUAUUAGCUGUGAUCAGUCUUGCGGUGGCAGAAGAGCUUGAGCCGGAAGCUCGGUUGAUUGGCGGUACCAACGCUGCGUGGGGCCAAUUUCCCUCGGCCGUAUCGAUCAAUAACUUCCCCUUCCAUCUUCACUGCGGAGGCGUGAUUGUAGAUCGUCAACAUGUCCUCACCUCAGCUCAGUGUGUAUUGAAUCCCCAGAACCGGCUGAUCGAUCCCUACUGGUUGACGGUUGUGGCUGGAGAUGUUGCCCUGUCCCCGGUUGGAUCUCGUCGUCAGACUCGUAAGGUUACCCGAAUUUACGUCCAUCCGGAGUUCAACGUGUUCACUCGGGAAAAUGACGUUGCUGUCCUGCGUCUGGAUCGCCCGUAUGACCUUCCCUCGAAUACGGUAGACAUUGCCCGCCGACGAAUGCAAGUAACUCCGAAUGCCGAAGCGUGCCAGUUUGCCGGCUGGGGAGCAUCCACGAAUGCUGCUACUGCUCCGGUUAACGUGCUGCAACGAUUCCUGCCGAUGAACAUCAACGACCGUGAGCUCUGCAACGGAGCCGGUAUGCAUGCGGGCCGCGUGCUGGAAUCUAUGAUCUGUGCGGGUAACACAGCUGCUUCCAACAAUGCUGCUCCUUGCAAUGGUAAUCUGGGAACCGGCCUUUUCUGCAAUCGGCAGCUGGUGGGAAUCUUGUCGUUUGGAGUGAACUGUGGGGUUGCGAACAAUCCACCGGUAUUUACUCAGGUUCGUUACUUUAGCCGCUGGAUUGAUCAGCAGUUCAAUCGCACCGAGGGAUUGCCGCCAAAUUGGACGCCGGGUGUUUUGUAAAGGCUUGAAGCGGGUGUUUGUGUUUGAAUAAAUUGUAAGAAA